This is a messenger RNA of Protopolystoma xenopodis, 720 nucleotides long. Lineage: Eukaryota; Metazoa; Platyhelminthes; Monogenea; Polystomatidea; Polystomatidae. The record is from the annotation of a GenBank genome assembly.
AUGCUGCCCUACUGGGCUCAAGGCCUUGUGCCCAGAACGCGAGAACUGGCAGAUGUCCUCUGGAGGAUCCGCUCCAAUCACGAAGCUAAUGUCUGCCAUUUCGUGGCUAAAACAAGUCGCCUCUUCGUCCGGACAAGGUCAUGGCCGAAAGGUGCACAGUUCCGAGACGAGAAGGUCUUAACAAAAUGUGUGCUCCAAGCGGGCGCCAAUCCGCCAAGAGCCCAUUGGAGGGGUGCACAUGCUUCAGGACAGGCGGGAGAUGCGAGAAAUGGGUCUGCGAACAGACCAAAACAAGCCGUGAGUAGAAAAGAGGGCAGGCCUUUGUUGGGGGAGUAUAUGCGGGAGGCGAGGAAGCAUGCAGAGCACGGGUGGAAAGCACAAAAUGAGCUCACAAAUUGGACCAAUUUGACGACCCAAAUAAGCGGUCGGGUCGGGUUGGUGUCCAUACCAGUCUCAAACCUUGGCCUCGGCUUCUCUCGGUCUCGUCUGGCAACCACAACGAGCUUGACCACUGCUGGCUGGCUGUCAGUCAAGAAAUACGUCUAUUUUAAAGGUCCCACUGGCAGAACGGUUUCACUUGGAAGCCGGAGAUCUCCUGAACAUCAUCGAAUAUGUGGCCAGAUUUGGUCAAAGUGCCAGUGUACUAGGAAAAGAACUUCGAAACUUCGCGGAGUGAUCCACUAUUUCGGGGCCGAUCGCAUUCAAAGCCACCCAACAUGA